This is a messenger RNA of Somion occarium, 2856 nucleotides long. The record is from the annotation of a GenBank genome assembly. Lineage: Eukaryota; Fungi; Basidiomycota; Agaricomycetes; Polyporales; Cerrenaceae.
CAAGCUCUAUCUCUUGACGUCUUCACUGCACCUCUCUCGUUCGUUUGCCUCAAAAGCCUGUUCAAUGUCCACUCAAGCACCAUUAGACCCAUUCGCUGUGUCUAAUGUUGCUGCGGAUGAUGCCUCUUUACGCCAAGGGGUUGAACGGCUCAAUCAAUGCUGUUCUCGAACCACAAGCUUCAUCACGGACCGACAAUCCAGCCUUGCAUGCUGCAUGGUGCUCAGAGUCCAGCAAAUCAGCCGAAAGGAUAAUGACAAAGCUUUGCCCGGGAUGUCCGAUGAUUUAUCGUCGACGUGCAUCUAUUAUGCUUCCGGAGUGUACUUGUCAUGCGAUUGAGCACACGUUAGCGUGCAUUGUCGCGUCUUUGUGGCUGCUUCUAGCCCCUCUUCAGCAUGCUGAGCGUUCGCUCUCCAUCUGCCGUCACUUCUGCGUGCGGGAGGUUGAUCAGAUGAGACUCCACUUAUCUGAUAAGAUUGUGACAGGAACGCCGCAUCAUCUUAUCAGAUAAAGGGUUCAACCGAAGGACAUACUUCCCGCUCGAUGUAAAAUUGUGUCCGUGGUGGACGAUGUUCCCUUUAUGGUUCCCGAUGCUCUUUCAAUGCAUGACAAUGACAUUGAGCGCAACGGGAUUCCUAACGCCGUCCCCCAAUUCAGGUUGCUGUCUUGCUUCGAUCAGGGCAACAUGCUGCAGCAGCGAAGUUUAACCAGAGAUACCCUCGAAACCCCUCGAAAAAUCCGUAGGGUUGAAAUGUUCAAAUUUUCGAUCGACAACCGCCCUUAUAGCUCGAGCUUCUGGGCUGUCCGACCAUCGCUCCUGGGCACUUUCUGAGCUUCCCUCCCCCGUCACAAUUCUCCCCGGCCAUCAUGCCCAAAGUAUUGGCAAGCCCCUUCCCUCCAUGGCUCAAUGAACUAAAACGCCACGGCGAAGAGGAUUAUCCUAGGUACAUCUGGUACAUCUAUCUCGGAUUUUUCGCUCUCGCGACCUUCAUCAAUGUGUGCUCCAAGUUGUGGGUAUGGCACCGACGCCGCAAUGCUUCGAGCAUCCGGUCAUCAUACCCCACAGUCAAGGAUGGAUCGUCGGCUAGUCGUCUACCAAUGGCACUGCUUACCGCGUCCCGAAUUGUCGGGUACCGAUGGAGGAUCCCCGCCGUCAAUAUGGCCGUUGUGGAGAUGCUCCUGAUCUCGGCCUAUAUCGUCAUAUUGUUCAGUUUCGAGUUUUGCAACACUCAGGGUCUGGUGCUACGUUAUUUUGCCAAUAGAGCAGGACAUAUUGCAGGCGUUCAAUUCCCUCUUAUCGUUGCCCUAUCGUCGAAGAACAAUAUGGUGCAAUUGUUGACUGGCGUUAGUCACGAGAAGCUGAAUCUCAUGCACCGCGUUACCUCCCGCGUCACGCUGGUCAUGGUGUGGAUACAUUGGUGGUCUAGAUACGUCACAGAGAUGGACUUUUUUGAAGAGGCCUGGAUAACAUGUGGUCUCUUCGCGGGCAUUACCUUCUCACUUCUGACCUUGAUUUCUUUCCAACCUAUCCGCAAACGAUUCUACGAGUUUUUCUACAUUUCGCAUGUCUUCUUGGUGAUGGUUUUCUUGGUACUCGCAAUCAUUCAUUGUGCAGGUGCCAGUCCUGGAAUGCCAUUCUACAUCUACCCAUGCUUCAUCGUUUGGGGCUUCGACCGUCUCUGUCGGUUCACCCGCUAUGUUGUCAUGAACAACUUCAUCAAACCAAAGGCAUCCGCCGGAGAACUUGAACUUCUCAAUCACGACACUUUACGCCUAAAGAUUAAACGACGCAUUCCCCUCGGUUGGCGUGCUGGACAACACGCUUUCCUCGCUUUCCCCACUCUCAACCCGACGCAAUCUCACCCGUUCACUAUCGCUACCAUUCCAGACGGUGAAAGCAAAGAGCAAGUCUUGAUGUUUGUCAUCCGAGUCAGGGAAGGAUUCACGAAGAGGAUGAGAGACCACGUGCAUGCGAAUGGUAUUGGCCAUUUGCCGGUCUUCAUGGAUGGACCAUAUGGCGCUCCACCCGAUAUCACUCCCUUCGAGACUUGUAUUUUCAUUGCCGGUGGUUCUGGAAUUUCGUACAUUCUGCCUCGCUUCCACGAGAUCAUCAAGCAAGCGUCAGCAGAAAAAGCCUGCGCACGUCGUAUCGCCUUUGUCUGGGCUAUUCGUGAACCAUCCCACAUGCGCUGGCUCUCCGAGAACCUCACUACGAUCCUCGCCUCCGCCCCGUCUACUCUAGACAUCUCCGUAUCCAUAUUCAUCACCAACACCUCACAACAAGAAUCUCCUUCACUUGACGACCCUUCCAGCAAACGUUCAUCCGCCACCGACAUUGAAAAACAACAUGACUUGGGCUCUGGAGACGAGAAAGUGAGCGAAAAGGAUACUGACACCCUCGAAACCCUCGGUGUAGAAUUAUAUACCGGGCGCCCGGAUGUUCACAAGAUUUUGGAGGCCCAGGUUAAGGCGUCUGUGGGUCCUGUUUCUGUGGAUGUGUCUGGACCGACCCCGUUGGUUAGCGCCGUUCGCUCCGCUUUGUCGUCUUCGUUCGCUGGUCCGAUGAACGUAUUGAAAGGCGGUCCGAUGAUUCAGUUGAACGUGGAAAACUUCACGAUGUAAAAGCGCAAAAGAUGGAAGAAGACGAAGGGGGGGAAAGGAUGCUCACGAGUUGUCAUGAAUUGGCACACGCAGGGCGUGUUGAACGAAACGUUGACUAUGUUGAUUUAUGUUUCUUAUGUUUGUGCAUGCAACCAGAUGGCCGGACCCCUGGUGUAGAAUGAAAUAAAGGCAUUGUUGUACGUUGUGGAAGACAAAUUUGUAUCUAUCAAUUAUGAAUAGAAAUAUGUACUGUUUUC